Messenger RNA from Vollenhovia emeryi, 1826 nucleotides. Its product is annotated as FAD-dependent oxidoreductase domain-containing protein 1-like. Gene Ontology annotation, cellular component: cytoplasm. Lineage: Eukaryota; Metazoa; Arthropoda; Insecta; Hymenoptera; Formicidae. The coding region runs from base 270 to 1802 and encodes 510 amino acids. The transcript has 7 exons. The record is from RefSeq and is a predicted model, not a curated record. Gene Ontology annotation, molecular function: oxidoreductase activity.
CACGCAUGCGCACGUGGGUCACCGCGCGGCUUUUAUAAUCGACGAGCCUCGGCGAGAGACUUGUAAUUUCAUUUUUCUUUAUCCGUAGUUCGCGGUGUCGUCGGGGCGGAAAGAAUAUCGGAACGCGAGUCGGUGACUUGGACCGCCGACAACUCCGUUUGUUCUCGUGCCUCGGUGACGCCGGUAAACGGUCGUAGAUGCUGCCCGGGGGACGGGCGAGCUGAAGGAGCGAUCUCUCCGCCGGAACACUCGGGGCUCGGCCGACGGCGAUGCUGCGACUGUUGACGCGCGUGCAGCGGCACGCGGACCUGCUGAAGCAGCCUUCGGCGGUUCAGCUCGCGGACUCCUCCAGGUGGGAGAGUUCGGAGAUGAAAGGCGACGGCGGCGGAAAAAGUUACAGGGAGUUCGUCGACACUCGCACUCCGGGGCAGAGAAUGCUUAAGAGUAUAAAACGAGAUUGGAGAUCGUUGAAACGCCUACUGUCGCCCAGCAGAGAAUACUCGGACUUCGAAGCGCUGUGGAACCCCGAAGUAAUUCCCGCUCACUGCGACGUGCUGAUCAUUGGCGGCGGCGCGAUUGGCAGCUCGAUAGCGUACUGGCUGAAGCAGAAAGUCCACAGGAACGAAUUUAAUGUUGUUGUAGUUGAGAAAGAUCCUACGUACACUAAGGCGUCCACGACUCUUUCGGUGGGCGGCCUGCGCCAACAGUUCUCUCUCGAGGAGAACAUCCACAUGUCGCUGUACGGCGCGGAAUUUCUGCGAAAUAUCAACGAGCACUUGAGCGUCCCCGGCGACCAGCCCAUCGACGUAAACUUUCACCCUUACGGGUACCUGGUACUGGCGACCGAGGCGGGCGCCGAGACUUUAGUACAAAGUUCUAAACUACAGAAUUCUUUAGGGGCAAAGAAUAUUGUUCUCACCGCGGAGAAGCUGAAGAGCAUGUUCCCUUGGAUAAACACCGACGGGAUCGCGGCGGGUUGUCUCGGUUUGGAGAAGGAAGGAUGGUUCGACCCGUGGUCCCUGUUGUGCGCCUUCAAGAAGAAGGCCACUCACUUGGGUGCUCAAUACGUCAAUGCCGAGGUCAAGGCUUUUCAGUAUAGGACGGUGCCAGGAUCUUUAGACGAAAACAUGAAUCCUGCUGAAAGAUUAAAUACUGCAGUUAUAGAAACACACGAUGGCGAGCUUAAGAAAAUAGAGUUUUCCAUAGCUGUUAUUGCUGCAGGCGCAUUUAGCGGCGACGUAGCCGAGUUGGCUGAUAUCGGAAUGGGCGAAGGAUUAUUGUCUGUACCUUUACCAGUUGUACCUAGGAAGAGAUACGUAUAUUGUUUCCAUUGUCCCGACGGACCUGGUUUGAACACGCCUUUAGUAAUUGACCCCACUGGCACAUACUUCAGACGAGAUGGUUUAGGAGGUAACUAUAUCUGCGGGAAAUCACCAGAACCGAACGAGGAGCCGUCGGUCGAGAACUUGGAUGUCGAUCACGAGUUUUUCAACGAGAAAGUGUGGCCUUUGCUCGCUCACAGAAUACCGGCGUUUGAAAAUUUGAAGGUGAAAUCUUCGUGGGCUGGAUAUUACGAAUACAAUACUUUCGAUGAAAAUGGUAUUAUCGGUAAACAUCCUUUCCACACCAAUUUCUUUGUAGCGACUGGUUUUAGCGGACACGGUAUCCAGAAGGCACCCGCGGUGGGACGUGCGAUGUCAGAGCUGAUCCUUAACGAUCGCUUUCUCACCAUAGAUUUAUCCAAACUAAAUUUCGAAAGAUUCUUAAAAUCCGAACCUAUAAAAGAGGCCAACAUCUUUUAGACAGCAGAGAAUUAACAAUCUUGU